Messenger RNA from Vitis riparia (riverbank grape), 1590 nucleotides. Its product is annotated as peroxisomal adenine nucleotide transporter 1. Gene Ontology annotation, biological process: transport. Bases 151 to 1284 code for a protein of 377 amino acids. Lineage: Eukaryota; Viridiplantae; Streptophyta; Magnoliopsida; Vitales; Vitaceae. The transcript has 6 exons. The record is from RefSeq and is a predicted model, not a curated record. Gene Ontology annotation, molecular function: transmembrane transporter activity.
CCCAUUUACGAGAAUUUUCACAUUCCUUAAGCCACUUAGCUCCCUUUCGUCCUCUCCUGCGCCAAUCUCCGGCGCCACCGGCCUCUCCUCCGACCAGUUCCCACAGUUAGAUGAAUCUGAUUUCAAUGGAAGACGACCACAGGAUUUGAGAUGGACGAGCUGUUGAAGAACAACGUGCUCGCAGCACAUGCUAUUGUUGGUGCUGGAUCAGUGACUUUGGCCAGUCUUCUCACUUACCCUCUUGAUACUCUCAAAACUCUUGUCCAGGUUGGUUCAGGUUCUGGUAAACAGUUGAGUACAGCUCAGAUUCUAGAUAGGGUUCGGAUCUUGUCUGGAACUUCAGGUUUGUACAAUGGGUUUGGGUGGUCGACAUUGAUGAGAAUUUCUGGUCUGGGAGCUCGCUUUGGAGUUUAUGAAAUUUUGACAGCUUUCCAUAAAGAUGGCCGAGAAGAUAAUUAUGUGUCUGUUCCUGAGGCAUUUACAUCAGGAAUGGUGGCUGGUGCCAUGGAAUCACUCAUAAGUUCUCCAUUUGAAAUUAUUAAGGUUCGUAAGCAAGUAACUUCUGCUUCUCUCAUUCCAAGCUCUAGAUCUGUUGCAGAAAAGAGUGCUGUUGUGCCUUCCAUUGCAAGAUUACUACAUGGUUAUACUCCAGAUCAGAAGGCAUUGAACCAUUCUGUUGGGUUGUUAUCCACCUUGACCAGUAAACAUUCUAAUAUGAUUGGUGCCUUACAAGAGUAUCCAUGGAUGAUGACUGGCUCUGGGAGACCACCCCCUGUUUUUCAUGUUAGGAGGCCAUUGGAUGUCAUUUCUCUAGAGGGAUGGGGUGCCUUGUGGCGGGGCCUCCGAUCAGGAGUAGUUCGGGAUACCAUUUUCGGUGGGGUCUUUUUUUCCCUCUGGCAAUUCCUACACCGGGCAAUGCUUGACUGGAAGGCAGCUGGGAUGGAUCCGUCACCCAGGUCAGACGACGAAAUUGGUCCGUUGUCUCCUUUAGGUGUCAGUCUGGCAGCUGGAUUUUCUGGUUCUGUUGCUGCUGCUGCUUCUCAUUCUUUUGACACUGCCAAAAGUCGAUCACAAUGUAUUGUGUUACCCAAGUACAUCUCCACAGAGAGGAGGCUUCUCAAAUGGAAACGACCAGGGAGGUGGUAUGAGAGAUAUACCGGGAUCCAUCCUUCUGAUAGGAGCCUCCUACAUCGUGGCAUUUGGUUGCGGAUGGGCCGCAGCGGGGUUGCAUCAUUCUUGGUUGUAGGAAGUUAUUUCUUGGCUGUUGAUCAGCUUGCUAGAUGAAUAGAUUGGCUGGGUAGUUAAUUUUUUAGUACAGAACAGUGUACUACUACUAGCCCACCAGUAGAUGAUUUGAAAAAAUCCAUCUCAAUCUCAAAUCAAUAAGGAAAUUCCUUCAUUGUAACCCCUAGUUUUAUGGGGCCUUUUAUCUGUUUGGUUGUACUGAAAGGAACAAGGCAGAGCUUGAAGAAUUGGAAGUCUAACUGCACAUAUUGCUGCAUAAUGGACAUUCUUGUAGGCAAGAAUACGCCUCUAGAAGAAUUGGAAGUCUCUUUAUUUGAAAUCAAUAUAUUUUUCCUCUUUUUUUUU